Molecule: messenger RNA, 636 nt
Organism: Aspergillus niger
Lineage: Eukaryota; Fungi; Ascomycota; Eurotiomycetes; Eurotiales; Aspergillaceae
Exons: 2
Coding region: 1-636 (211 amino acids)
Biological process (GO): sulfate assimilation
Molecular function (GO): ATP binding; adenylylsulfate kinase activity
Source: RefSeq, a predicted model, not a curated record
AUGGCCACCAACAUCACCUACCACGCCAGCGCCCUCACCCGCACCGAGCGCAGCGACCUGCGCUCCCAGCGCGGUCUCACAAUCUGGCUGACGGGUCUCUCCGCCUCGGGCAAGUCCACAUUGGCCGUUGAACUCGAGCACCAACUCCUCCGCGACCGCGGCGUGCACGCCUACCGUCUGGACGGUGACAACAUCCGCUUCGGACUCAACAAGGACCUUGGCUUCAGCGAAGCCGACCGCAACGAGAACAUCCGCCGCAUUGCCGAAGUGGCCAAGCUGUUCGCUGAUUCCUCCGCCAUCGCCAUUACUUCCUUCAUCUCCCCCUACCGCAAGGACCGCGACACCGCUAGACAGCUGCACGAGGUGCCCACGCCCGGAGAGGAGACUGGUCUGCCGUUCGUCGAGGUGUAUGUUGAUGUGCCGGUUGAGGUGGCGGAGCAGCGUGAUCCCAAGGGAUUGUACAAGAAGGCUAGGGAGGGUGUGAUUAAGGAGUUCACGGGUAUUAGUGCCCCGUAUGAGGCGCCGUUGAAGCCCGAGGUUCACAUCAAGAACCAUGAGGUGCCGGUGCAGGAGGCUGUGGGGCAGAUUAUUAAGUAUUUGGAUGAGCAGGGAUAUCUGCCUCCUAAGAAGGAGUAG